Messenger RNA from Piliocolobus tephrosceles (Ugandan red Colobus), 472 nucleotides. It is a transcript of the gene ZNF475, whose product is annotated as zinc finger protein 475. The coding region runs from base 130 to 456 and encodes 108 amino acids. Lineage: Eukaryota; Metazoa; Chordata; Mammalia; Primates; Cercopithecidae. The record is from RefSeq and is a predicted model, not a curated record. The transcript has 3 exons.
CUAAGAACAUUGUGCUGGCCAAUUAAAACAUGCUGUUGAUUAAAAUGACUGUUGGUCCAUCUGCUUGCAACCUGAAAUCCAGAGCAUAAAGCCAAGAGGAGGCAGUACCAUUGGGUAGUCCAGCCAAAAAUGAUACGGCGUCCACCAACAGUUGUUUGCUACAUUUGUGGUCGUGAAUAUGGAACAAAAUCCAUUAGCAUUCAUGAGCCACAAUGUCUGAAAAAAUGGCAUAAUGAAAACAACUUGUUGCCUAAAGAGUUAAGGAGACCAGUACCUAAAAAACCAGAAGUCAGGACCAUUACUGCCAGAGGCUUCUAUGAUCUUGAUGCUUUAAAUGAAGCUGCUUGGACAAGUGCCCAGAGCCAGCUGGUUCCCUGUAAUGUUUGUGGGCGUACCUUCCUGCCAGACAGACUGCCUGUUCACCAACGAUCUUGUAAACCCAAAGCCGCCAAGUAAAGCCCUUUUCUCUCUA